This is a messenger RNA of Neocloeon triangulifer, 1831 nucleotides long. RefSeq lists its product as uncharacterized. The transcript is spliced from 3 exons. NCBI's taxonomy places the organism in Eukaryota, Metazoa, Arthropoda, Insecta, Ephemeroptera, Baetidae. The record is from RefSeq and is a predicted model, not a curated record. Bases 117 to 1124 code for a protein of 335 amino acids.
GUACUUUAUUUUUCUGUUUAUAAAUUCAACAAUAGGAAUUUUAACAGCAUUGUUAGAAGAAGCUUUAAAAAUUUUGACCUUUUUUAAAAAUAUUUUUGAUAAGAUUUUAAUAACACAUGGCGAGAGGAAAGAAAGGCAAGAGAAAAGCGAGCAGCUUAAUUGCCGACGACAUUGGCCCCAUCUUGAGUGGGAAACCCAUGACCCUUGACCAGAUGGUCAGAGUCUGCCAGCUUAUUACAAAGAGCUCCAGAAUCAAGGCCUUCUGCUUAGACGCCCCGCCAGCAAAGUGGAAGGUCGGUCGAAGGCCGCACCUUUUUCUGGUGCUCAACAAUGGCACCCGCUGGAUCUGUUGCUACAACGACGGCAAAACCACCAUCACUCAGUUCAACACCAACGACCUAACGGACACUACUGCCCUCAGCACUAGACUUCUCCAGGCAUACAACCUGCAGCCCUUUGAACUAAAACAGGCCAUUGUCAAGUCGGACAUCCCUCUGCCCAGUUCGGACGCUGAUUCUGGCUAUGUAGCCAUCGCAGCAGCCGCCCAACUUGCAACCAAACAGAAGCCAACGCAAAUUGACCCUAAUGAUAUUAGGAGGAACACCGUCCGCAUGCUCUACAGGAGCAAACUCAAUGGAUUUCCUGAUUACUCCGACUUGAAGGGUUGCAAAAAGAAACCAGUCGUGGCGCCGGAAGAAGUUUUAUUCCGCAACCUGUUUGACGCCUACGACAUGCUGAAUGACUUGACCAAACCACCGUCGACUGUCCCUGCCGAUUUCUACGUAGAGGAAGUUCCUGCUGCGCCGGCUCCCAUUCAUUCGCAGCCGGCUCCAUUGCAGCCUCUUACUUCUGCAACUGCUUCUCGGCCUCAAAUAGAGGAAGCGCGAAAAUUGACCAUUGCCGAACCUCUCAUCGAGUAUCCGGACGAAGACGUCCAAAUGAUCGAAUUGCCGGCUGGGGCGCAGAGGAUCAUCACCUACGAAGCGGGCCCCAAUGCGUCGGCAGUCAGCGUGGCCACUAGAGGAAUUCUGGAUAAGAACAACAUCAAGUUCGUCCAGUACGAGCGAAUCACCAGAGAAAUCCACUACAUCAAACCGAAAAGCAGCCAGGGCAGCAGCAAGUAAAAUUUUCUACACUAAGGCCUAUUAAAAUUAUUGCAGUCGUCCACGCAAAUUUACAUUAUUUUUUGAUUGCUUCUUUUAGAUACUAAUUGUUAAUUUUUAAAUUUUACAAGUUUUACAUUAACAUGGUGGGAAAAUUUCUCCGCAUUUAACUCCUGCCAAUCCAAGCGUUGAGGCGCGCAAAUUUUCUAGCGCUCUGGCGUAUAAAACAGAUUUGCCAAGCGUUUCACUUCCUCCGCCUCUUCUUCCAAGCCAACUCAUGCCAAGACUGAAAGCAGUGUUUUUAUUUCAAUCGCCAAAUUUCGUAUAUUUGGAAAUUACCUCCAAACCGGAACCCACAGCUUUGCUGCACCCUCCAAUUUUCUUGCCACUUUGUUCCCUACGCACAGAGCAGACUGGAGGCACUUUGGAUUACCGCGAAGAGCAGCCUUUAUGGUGAUAAGCACCAGUCUCGCCGCACCCUCCUCCGACUCCUCUGGUUCUUCGGAAAUGGCUCGCGCUAUUCUCUCGUGAGUUUUGUCCUCGUCGUCGUUUAGUUUAGCCAAGGGUAUUUCCGAUUCUCCUUCUCGAUUUCUGAAAGGCAGGGUCAAGUUGGAGAUGACCACCGUUCUUGUAGAGGAAGUCUGAAACAAAAUCAUUUUGAAACUUAACAAGUAGAAUAAUACAAAGACAAAAAAUAUAAAAUUAAAUUUUUAAUUUUUUUAAUUAAA